Aspergillus homomorphus CBS 101889 is the source of this 1750-nucleotide messenger RNA. RefSeq names its product NAD(P)-binding protein. The transcript has 3 exons. Gene Ontology annotation, molecular function: oxidoreductase activity, acting on the CH-OH group of donors, NAD or NADP as acceptor. The record is from RefSeq and is a predicted model, not a curated record. The coding region runs from base 200 to 1408 and encodes 402 amino acids. Lineage: Eukaryota; Fungi; Ascomycota; Eurotiomycetes; Eurotiales; Aspergillaceae.
CAACAUCUCUACAAAUAGAUCUCAAGCGACUCCAGCGCGCUCGGCGCUUCCACCCACCAUCAAUCCAAUUCCCAUCAGCAUCUCCUCAUCUUGCGCCUCACUGUGCAGCGACCAUGAACACGUCUCUUUCUCAAUAAUCAAUAAGAAAACCCACUCUCAGCAACAGGCCCCCACUUCGUCACCGCCACAUCCGAUCAGAAUGCCUGACCCGCAACCACCACCCCGCAUCCUCACGACCCCAAAGCCACCUCUCCGCAAUUCCUCCCAGAAUGGGCAAUUAAAGCAACGACGAAACCCAGCCUCCACAACCCUAACCCUUGACCUCCUCCUCACUGUCCUCUCGCGCACAAUCUUCCACCCCUUCGUCGCCUGGAUCAUCGUCCUCUGUCUCCGCGCCCAAGCCACGCCCUACACGGCGACGCCCUUCAUCGUCGCCGCGGGCUACGCAAUCCUUCUCUCUCUUCUGUCGAUCCUACAGAGUCUGAACCAGCAGAUUGCGUACGGGGAACCGCGGCGCGUCGAUCUUAGCGAGGAGGUCGUCGUGGUUACGGGCGGAGCGAGCGGGUUGGGGCUGCUGAUUGCCCGGAUCUACGGGUUGAGGGGCGUGAGUGUUGCUGUGCUGGAUGUGAAGAAGGAAGAGGAGCUGGAGGGAUGGGGAGAGGAGAUCGUUGGGGUGCAGUAUUAUCGAUGUGAUGUUGGGGAUCGCGCGGCGCUGGAGGCGACGGUGAGGAAGGUGGAAAUGGAGCUAGGGACACCGACUGUGCUGAUUCAUUGUGCGGCCGCUCGAAUCAACGGUCAAUCGCUUCGAGAUCUCCCCGCGGAGGCGUUCCAGAAGACCAUCCGAACCAACUUGCUCGCGGCUUUUCAUGCCUACCAGGUUUUCCUGCCACGGAUGCUGUCCGCCGCCACGGGCGGCACCAUCGUGACUGUCAGCUCAGUUCUGGGCCAACUAUGCGCGGCUGGGCUGGCAGACUACUCGGCGAGUAAAGCCAGCUUGAGCGCCAUGCAUCGCACGCUAGAGGCGGAACUCCGUGCGUCGGCCGACGAUGACAAGGUGAAGAUGAUCCUGGUGGAACCCGGACAGAUUUCAACGCCGCUUUUCCAAUCGGUCAAAACGCCAAACCGCUUCUUUGCGCCCGUCCUCGAACCAGUCCAUGUGGCGCAAGAGAUCGUUUCUGCAAUUGACAGCGGGAGAGGCGCCGUGAUCCGACUACCCACAUUUGCCAUGCUUGUCAAUUGGUAUGCGGUGAUGCCUGCGAGUCUGCAGCAAUUUGCGCGGUAUCUGAGCGGGAUUGACAACGCCGUGACACAAGCCUCCUCGUCCCAGAUAAAAUCGUCAGCCACCACUACUCCGCCAAGCAACCAACCACCACAAAGCGAGCCGCUUUCCGUAGCCAAGAAAUGUUGAAAUGAUGGCGAGUGGGCGGUUGCGAUGAACAUUUCAAGAGUGUGGAACCAGCCACGCGAUGAAUAUAGACAAGGCAGAUUCUUCCACUCAGUUUCAACGUAGAGCGUAAGAUUGCCCCAAAACUUCCCAGGGAGAGCAGUGACCAAUGGAAAAGCGCAGUAUGUGAUGAAGCCUCAUCUACUGCUCCGUGGCCAGAAUCAUUUUCUCGCGCUCGCUCUGUCUCUUCUUCAGAUUGUCCUUCUUGGUGUGCUUCCGGACGUUCUCCUCGCGUCUCUUGAUGGCCAUCAGCUCCUCUCUCUUGAUCUCGCGAGCCUUCUUGAUCGGCUUGGGGACGUGACGCUG